CAGAAGAAAUACAUGACAGGUUUACUUCAUGAUAGUCUUGGAUUUGGUUCAGCCAAAAUGAUCAGGAGAAUUGUUGGAAUUGCCCAUGUCGAGGAUUUUGACUCAAUCGAGGAUGCCAGCAAGAGAGCAUCAUGUGAGCGCCGCGCGCUUGAUUGUGCCAAGGCAAUCCUGAAGGGACGGCGCCAGUUCGAGAGCAUUGAGCAAGUUAUUGCGCACGUCCAAUCAGUAACUCAUGACUGAGAAAACCAGCCGCCUGUUCGGCGUUUCCAGUUGAGGAGACCUCAUUUGGUUGUUAUUAGGAUUGAGUACCCCCGCUCAAGUAUCGAGAUGUGCUGCCCUUUGUAAAACAUCCCUGGGUCAGUGUGGCUUAUGUGUAUUGCGUAGUGGGCUGCCUUCAGAGAUACCUAUACUUGGGUCGAGAACAUCAUGUGUGUAUUUCUAGUGCAAGGCAGGCUGCCUUGCAGCAUAGCUGUGAGUUGAAUAACAGAGUGUACAAUGUAUCUCAACGUUGUACAAUUAUCCAUAGAUACAGGUGUGGUCGCUACCAAUAAAACCCUAUCUGGGUAGGUUUGGCCAAGCA
This is a messenger RNA of Triticum dicoccoides, 580 nucleotides long. Its product is annotated as methylthioribose kinase 2-like. Lineage: Eukaryota; Viridiplantae; Streptophyta; Magnoliopsida; Poales; Poaceae. The transcript has 2 exons. Bases 13 to 240 code for a protein of 75 amino acids. The record is from RefSeq and is a predicted model, not a curated record.